Molecule: messenger RNA, 1896 nt
Organism: Lottia gigantea (owl limpet)
Lineage: Eukaryota; Metazoa; Mollusca; Gastropoda; Lottiidae
Exons: 15
Coding region: 1-1896 (631 amino acids)
Biological process (GO): sodium ion transmembrane transport
Cellular component (GO): membrane
Source: RefSeq, a predicted model, not a curated record
AUGGAUUUUAUGCUGUCAUUGAUUGGCUAUGCUGUUGGACUGGGAAAUAUUUGGAGAUUUCCAUACCUCUGUUAUAAGAGUGGUGGGGGUGCUUUCCUUAUCCCAUACGUUAUAUUUAUGUUAUUGUGUGGAAUGCCUCUAUUCUUUAUGGAAGUAACUUAUGGACAAUUUGCGAGUCUGAGUCCAGUUACCAUUUGGAGCAUCAGCCCCUUGUUUAAAGGUGUGGGAUAUGGUAUGGUCAUUAUAUCGGGAAUCGUGUGUAUUUAUUACAACAUUAUUAUUGCCUGGACUCUGUAUUACCUAUUUACAUCCAUGCAGACAACCUUACCUUGGAGUAAUUGUGAUAAUGAGUGGAACACAGAGUUUUGUGCUUUAAGAGGCACUGAAAACUCAUCAGCAUGGUCAAAUUCUUCCUUGUUCAGUAAUUUAUCUGAAUUUGGUGGCUACAAUGCUUCUGCUCUCUCUCUGGCUUCCAAUCUAACAACAAAUAUUACCAAGAUACCACCAAGUCAGGAAUUUUGGCAACGUCAAGUUCUCCAGAUAACAGAAGGUAUAGAGAGUAUUGGUGGUAUUCGAUGGGAGUUGUUUGGUUGUUUGAUAUUAUCCUGGAUCAUUGUUUUCCUGUGUAUUUGUAAAGGUGUUCAGUCUUCUGGCAGAGUUGUAUAUGUAACAGCAACAUUCCCCUAUUUAAUUUUAUUGAUAUUAUGUGUUCGAGGUGUUACACUACCAGGUGCUAUGGAUGGUCUGAGAUUUUAUUUGAUUCCAGAUUGGAAUAAACUCUUAACUUUUCAGGUGUGGGGUGAUGCAGCAGUACAGAUAUUCUACUCGAUGGGUAUGGCAUGGGGUGGUUUAAUAACCAUGGCUUCUUACAAUAAAUUUCACAAUAACAUCUACAGAGAUGCCAUAUUGGUUCCCUUGAUGAAUUCUGGUACAAGUGUAUUUGCUGGUCUUGUCAUCUUCUCUGUCCUUGGUUUUAUGGCUCAUGAAACUGGUGUGGACAUUUCAGAAGUUGCCACACAAGGACCUGGUUUAGCUUUUGUUGCUUACCCUGCAGCCAUUGCUAGAUUGCCCAUUUCACCAUUAUGGGCUGUGUUAUUCUUCCUGAUGUUGCUGACAGUUGGUUUGGACACUCAGUUUGGAAUGUUCGAAACUAUGACCAGUGCUUUUGUUGAUGAAUUUCCACGCUAUUUGAGAAACAAGAAAUUGGUGUUUACAAUUGGCAUGUGUGUGGUGGAAUUUGUUUUAGGAAUUCCUUGUAUUAUGGAGGGAGGAAUCUACAUCUUACAGAUUAUGGAUUGGUACUGCUCAUCUUUCUCAUUAAUGUUGAUGUCUUUGAUUGAGUGUUUAGUAAUUGCAUGGGUGUAUGGUGCUGAUAGAUUUUAUAAAGAUAUUGAGCUCAUGAUUGGUUAUCAACCCUGUAUUUGGUGGAAAAUCUGCUGGAAAUUCAUUACUCCUACUAUUAUUUUGUCUGUAUGGUUAUUUAGUAUAAUCUCUAUGACACCUGUAACGUAUGGUGAUUACGAAUAUCCUCAAUGGUCUGUAGUAUUAGGCUGGUGUUUAAGUCUUGUGUCUAUCAUACCUUUACCAGUUGUGGCUAUUUAUGAAAUCUCUAAAGCUGAUGGACCAAUUUUACAGAGGAUUAUUAAAUUAUCAAAGCCCUCAAAAACAUGGGGUCCAGCUCUACAGAAACAUCGAGAAGAAUAUUAUGCUACCCUAGAACCAUCUGAACGACCAGAUUUUGUCCCAGUGUCGGCUCCUGGAGUGAAAAGUCACUUAGACCCGUUCAACCUCCUAUUCAACCUAUACCAUGGCCUACAUCUCCUUGGAAAGAAAUUCAGAUUGAUAUAUUUGGAGAAGUUCAAGUCGCUCCUCAAGACUCUAGAUUGUUAUUUGUGA